Molecule: messenger RNA, 375 nt
Organism: Lactuca saligna
Lineage: Eukaryota; Viridiplantae; Streptophyta; Magnoliopsida; Asterales; Asteraceae
Source: the annotation of a GenBank genome assembly
AUGUAUGGAGCCGGCAUGGAGAAUGGAAAACAAGUGAUCCGGGAGCAGGUUGCCGCCAGAAAAUUUGUCUCCAGGGAACUAGAUGUUGCUGCAGAGCAUGCUCAGGCGAUGCAUGAUGCUAUAAAAUUUUUCAUGGAGACAGACUUUGCCUCCUACCUUCGCCUGGGUGAGCUGGACAUAGGGAGCCUUUGUCAGAUCUGCAAUGAUACUGACUCCGAGGAAGGCCAUCCUGAAGGUGGCGCUUCUCACGUUGGACCUUCCUCCACCCCUCAGCUUGUAUCCCUCGGCGGCAUGAGUCUGCAAGCUUUCCAGCGUUCGUACUCGUGUGUGAGCCGUGAUUGGUUGUUUCUGGGUUGGUCGUCUUCCAUAAGAUGA